AUGCGCCCCACAGUCCUGAAACUUCUAAGGCAAGAGAGCGUUACAAAAUCUGAGUGGCAGGGGUUGUUUUGGGCUGUGCAUUCAGUGUGUUUAUGGGAUGACAAAGGACCCCAAAAAGUAUACCAAGCUUUGCAAGAUGACAUCCUGGAGUUUAUUAGACAAGCUCAAGCAAGAGUUUUACAGCAUCAAGAGGAUUCAGCUCUUUUGAAAGCAUAUAUUGCAGAAUGGGGUAAAUUCUUCACACAAUGUGGCUACUUGCCCAAACCAUUUUGUCAACUGGAGGCUUCACUUGCUGGGAAAGCUCACAACACAAUGCCUAAGAAAAGCCAAGGAGAGGAAAGUAUUGUUCGCAAGAUGAUGCUAGAUACGUGGAAUCAGAGUAUUUUCAACAACAUCAAGCAUCGCUUGCAAGACAGUGCCAUGAAAUUGGUUCAUUCUGAACGUAAUGGUGAAGCAUUUAACUCCCAACUUGUUAUUGGAGUCCGAGAAUCUUAUGUAAAUCUGAGCUCUGAUGCUGAAGACAAACUUAAAAUUUACCAUGAAAAUUUUGAGAAGGCCUAUCUUGAGGCUACAAAAUCCUUUUACCGUGUAAAAGCACCACAAUACCUGCAGGCAAAUGGUGUACAAAAUUAUAUGCGUUUUGCUGAUGCAAAACUAAAAGAAGAAGAAACACGAGCAAAACGUUACCUUGAAACGGGCUGGGGUUGCACUUCAGUUUCUGCGUUAGUAGAUUGUUGUGUGGAUGUGUUGGUAACAGCAUUCAAGGAUACAAUACUACAUGAAUGUGCUUCAAUGAUCAAAGUGAACGAGACAGAAAAAUUACGUUUAAUGUUUAGUCUUAUGGAUAGAGUCCCUGAUGGUAUCGCUCCCAUGUUGCAUGAUCUUGAGGCUCAUAUUGUAAGCCAGGGUUUAGCAGAUAUGAUGUCUGCUGCCAGAACUAUCACCACUGAUUCUGAAAAAUAUGUUGAGCAACUUUUAGAAUUAUUCAACAAAUUUAGUAAAUUAGUUAAAGAGGCCUUUAUUGAUGACCCACGGUUUUUGACUUCUCGAGACAAGGCUUACAAAAGCGUUGUCAAUGAUAUAUCAGUGUUUAAAUUAGAGUUACCAAGUAAAACUAAAGGUAUGAAUGUGAAAACUCAGCCAGAGUCUCGAUGUCCGGAACUGCUCGCCAAUUACUGUGAUAUGUUACUCAGGAAAACGUCUUUGAGUAAAAAACUCACUCCAGAAGAAGUGGAGAAAAAACUAAAGGAUGUGUUGCUUGUCUUAAAAUACGUCCAAAACAAAGAUGUAUUUAUGCGAUAUCAUAAAGCUCACCUCACCCGCCGCCUCAUCCUGGAUACUUCAGCAGAUAAUGAAAAAGAGGAAAAUAUGGUUGAAUGGCUUAGAGAAGUGGGUAUGCCAGCAGAUUAUGUAAAUAAAUUAGCCAGAAUGUUCCAGGAUAUUCAAGUCAGUGAAGAUCUAAAUCAAGAAUUUAAAGAAGUCUUUCGGAAUAAUAACAAUGAUGCAUUAGCAGAUGCAAUUAAUAUAAAGAUUUUGAAUGCUGGUGCUUGGGCUAGAACAAGUGAUCGUAUUUCUGUCACAUUACCAAUGGAAUUAGAGGACUACAUUCCUCAAGUUGAAGAAUUCUACAGACAGAAACACAAUGGUCGCAAAUUACAAUGGCACCAUCUUAUGUCCAAUGGAGUUAUCACCUUCUGUAAUGAUUUUGGCCGGUUUGAUCUAGAAGUGACAACUUUCCAAAUGGGUGUUUUAUUUGCUUGGAAUCAGAGGCCUAAAGACAAGAUCUCAUAUGAAAGUUUAAGAUUAGCCACAGAAUUACCAGACUCUGAACUUAGGCGAACUCUUUCUUCAUUUGUUGCAUUUCCAAAAUUGAAGAAGCAAGUUCUCCUUUGUGAACCAGAAGCCAAGUCACCAAAAGAUUUUGAAGAUAGCACACAAUUUUGGAUUAACCAAAAGUUUGCCCUGAUAAAGAAUGGCAGACCACAGAAACGAGGUAGAAUCAACCUUGUUGGUAGAUUGCAAUUGUCCACAGAGAAGAGUAAAGAGGAAGAUAAUGAAGGAAUUAUGCAGCUUAGGAUAUUGCGUGUUCAGGAAGCCAUAGUUAAAAUAAUGAAGAUGCGCAAGAAAAUCACAAAUGCUGCUCUGCAAACAGAACUUGUGGAGAUUCUAAAAAACAUGUUUCUGCCCUCCAAGAAGCUAAUUAAAGAACAGAUUGAAUGGUUGAUAGAACACAAAUACAUGCGGCGAGAUGAAGACAAUAUUAAUAUGUUCAUUUACAUGGCUUGA
Messenger RNA from Acanthosepion pharaonis, 2286 nucleotides. NCBI's taxonomy places the organism in Eukaryota, Metazoa, Mollusca, Cephalopoda, Sepiida, Sepiidae. The record is from the annotation of a GenBank genome assembly.